Messenger RNA from Pyricularia pennisetigena, 792 nucleotides. RefSeq lists its product as uncharacterized. The record is from RefSeq and is a predicted model, not a curated record. The transcript is spliced from 3 exons. NCBI's taxonomy places the organism in Eukaryota, Fungi, Ascomycota, Sordariomycetes, Magnaporthales, Pyriculariaceae. The coding region runs from base 1 to 792 and encodes 263 amino acids.
AUGAAGCCAUCUCGAACAAUCCUAGUCCUCAAAACAGUUAUCAUCCUGGCAUUGCCACACAUGGAGAACCGUCGGUAUAAUGACUACAGCGAGGCCUUAUCCAGCGAGACAUCGCCCACUUUUCCCUCAGCCUUUGACUCGAGUCACCGGACCAACACCAGCAGCACCUUGAUCACCUGCGACCACGCCACAUCAACCAUUGGGCGCUUUCUAUCUUCCACGUCGACCUACAAGACGCCCACUCUCAGCGUGACAACUAGCCUGGCCGACAAGAAACAGAAAAAGGCCCGAGGUGCCACCUUCAACGAAGGGGUCCCAACGCCGACAACGGUAGCCGUGGCCAUUAUGCAGUGUACCCAGACGGCGCGAACCCGUCGCGUCACCUCGUCCCCGUCCAGCACGCCGUCUUCAUCAACGCCAGUCGCUUGUCAGGCCUACAUCGUCUCGCUGACCAACAUGGCCCGCAGUGGCACUGCUACAUCCUCUGCCGCGGCGACAUCUAUCAUGACCAGUUGCGGUCCGGCCAAGCCGACCAAGACGACGGAAACACCCCACAUACCCACGACCAUCCCCGUCACCCUAGACAACAGCAUCUGCUUCAUGUCGACCGUCGCCUCCACUGGCCUCUUUACGGCUGGGUCCGACAUCACCACCACGAUGUUUACAGCCCACAAGCCAACGAAGACGUGCAGGCCAAUCGGAUGGGGGAUACGUUGGUCGUGGAUGAUGGAUAACGCCGUCACAACGACCACGUCGGGUGACGAUGGUCGAGCGACAAGAACGCGGAUAUAA